Solea senegalensis (Senegalese sole) is the source of this 3872-nucleotide messenger RNA. RefSeq names its product NLR family CARD domain-containing protein 3-like. The record is from RefSeq and is a predicted model, not a curated record. The transcript has 13 exons. Bases 158 to 3508 code for a protein of 1116 amino acids. Gene Ontology annotation, molecular function: protein binding. NCBI's taxonomy places the organism in Eukaryota, Metazoa, Chordata, Actinopteri, Pleuronectiformes, Soleidae.
UGGGCUGCCUUCAGGUCCAAACUCCACCCCUUACAUAUACUUAUACAGAUACUCAGUGUAAUCGUUUCAACAAGGACAAGAAGAAGUUUGUGGACUGAAGUGCUGAGCUCUAUCUAGUGGCGUCUGCGCUGAACUACACCAAGGUGGAGGCUCCACCAUGAAUCGGUGUGAGGAGGCGGAGGUGGAAACCCCGCCCACUGAUGUCACAGCUCAAAGACGGGAGAUCAGGCCUUUACCACAUGGGAUGAACUUCAAAGGUCACCCUUCAGGGACUCGACCAGACUCUUCCAGAUCUGAAAUCAGCAGAGUUUCCUUUAGUUCCAUGCCACCGCCACCAUGUUUUGGAGAAGAGCUUCCUUCAGAGACUCAAGACUCCAACAGUGAGAUAGAGACCUUCCUGAGGAAGAUGAAGCAGGAGACUCCGGAUGACUGUCUUCAGAGCAGAGCUCCUGCUGCAGUUUGUCAACAACAACUCAAGUCUCAUCUGAAAAACAAGUUCCAGUUUGUCAUUGAAGGGAUUCCUAAAGUGGGAAACUGGACUCACCUGAGUCAGAUCUUCACCGAGCUCUAUGUUGUACAGGGAGGGUGGGGAGAGGUUGAGGGAGAACAUGAGGUCAUACAAAUUGAGACAGCAUCCAGGAAACCUUAUCACCCAGAACCAACAGUCAGAUGCGAGGACAUAUUUAAAGCCUCAGCUGGAAGAGAUGGGCCAAGGACAGUGAUGACACUGGGAGUGGCUGGAAUUGGGAAGACGGUCUUAAUACAUAAGUUCACUCUGGACUGGGCUGAAAACAAAACCAACCAGGACAUACACUUCAUAUUUCCUUUCUCUUUUAGAGAGCUAAAUUUGCUAAAGGAGAAGAAGUACAGCUUAGUGGAACUCAUUCAUCUUUUCUUUACUGAAACCAAAGAAGCAGGGAUGUACAGGUUUGAUGAGUUCCAGGUCAUGUUCAUCUUGGAUGGUCUAGACGAGUGUCGACUCCCUCUGGACUUCCACAACUCUGAGACCCUGACUGAUGUCACAGCAUCCACCUCAGUGGACGUGCUGCUGGUAAACCUCAUCCGGGGGAAUCUGCUUCCCUCUGCUCUCCUCUGGAUAACCACACGACGAGCAGCAGCCAAUCAGAUCCCUCCUGAAUGUGUUCACAUGGUGACAGAGGUCAGGGGGUUCAUGGAUCCACAGAAGGAGGACUACUUCAGGAAGAGGUUCAGCGAUGAGGAUCAGGCCAGGAGGAUCAUCUCCCACAUCCAGACAUCACGAAGCCUCCACAUCAUGUGCCACAUCCCAGUCUUCUGCUGGAUCACUGCAACACUUCUGGAGAACAUGUUGAAAACCAGAGUUGGGGGAGAACUACCCAAGACCCUGACGGAGAUGUACAUCCACUUCCUGGUGGUUCAGUCCAAACGGAGCAACAUCAAGUUUAAUGAAGGACCUCAGCUGGAUCGUAUUUGGAAUAGAAAGAUCCGAAAGAUGAUUGCAUCUCUGGGGAAACUGGCUUUUGAGCAGCUGCAGAAAGGGAACCUGAUCUUCUAUGAAUCCGACCUGACAGCAUGUGGCAUUGAUAUCCAAAAAGCAGCAUUUUACUCAGGAGUCUUCACUCAGAUCUUUAAAGAAGAGAGAGGCCUGUACCAGGACAAGUUCUUCUGCUUCGUCCAUCUGAGUGUUCAGGAGUUUCUGUCUGCUCUUCAUGUUCAUCAGACCUUCUGUAAAUCUGGUGUCAAUCUGAUGUUGACCACUUCCUCACAUCAAAAAUUAGGAAAACAGACACUAAAGCAUGUCUAUCAGAGUGCAGUGGACAAGGCCUUACAGAGUCCAAACGGACAUCUGGACUUGUUCCUCCGCUUCCUCCUUGGUCUUUCUGUACCAUCCAAUCAGAGUAUCUUACGAGGGCUGCUGUCAAAAGGUAGCUCUCAGAUCAACCAGGAAACAAUCCAGUACAUCAAGAAGAAACUCAACGAGAGUCAGACUCGAGAGAGAAGCAUCAACCUGUUCCACUGUCUGAAUGAACUAAAUGACCGAUCUCUAGUGGAGGACAUCCAAGAAUUCCUGAGAUCAGGACUUCUGUCCACAAAAAGACUGUCUUCUGCUCAGUGGUCAGCUCUGGUCUUCAUCCUGCUGUCAUCAGAGGAACAUCUGCAUGUGUUUGAUCUGAAGAAAUUCUCUGGUUCGAGUGAAACGCUUCUCAGGUUACAGCUGGUGGUCAAAGCCUCCCUCAAAGCUCAGCUGAGCGGCUGUAACCUCUCAGAGGAAAGCUGUGACACUCUGUCAUCAGUCCUCAGCUCUGAGUCCUCGAGCCUCAGAGACCUGGACCUGAGUCAGAACGACCUGCAGGACUCAGGGGUGGAGCUGCUCUCUGCUGGACUGAAGAGUCCACACUGUGCACUGGAGACGCUCAGGUUAAAUCAAACCAAGAUCACACAGAAAUGCUGCAAGUACUUGUCAUCAGUCCUUAGCUCUGAGUCCUUGAGCCUCAGAGACCUGGACCUGAGUCAGAACAACCUGAAGGACUCAGGAGUGAAGCUGCUGUCUGCUGGACUGAAGAGUCCACACUGUAUCCUGGAGACGCUCAGGUUGAGUCAAACCCGUUUGUCGGAGAAAAGCUGUGAGGAUUUGUCGUCAGUCCUCAGCUCUGAGUCCUCGAGCCUCAGAGACCUGGACCUGAGUAAGAACGACCUGCAGGACUCAGGAGUGGAGCUGCUGUCUGCUGGACUCAAGAAUCCACACUGUGCCCUGGAGACGCUUAGUCUCUCAGGUUGUAUGGUCUCUGUAGAAGGCUGUUCUUCUCUGGCUGCCUCCCUGACCUCUAACCCUACCCACCUGAGAGAACUGGAUCUGAGUUACAAUCAUCCAGGAGUUGUAGGAGACAAGCUCCUGUCUGCUGGACUGAAGGACCCACACUGGAGGCUGGAGAAACUCCGACUGGAACACAUUGGCGAACAGAGACUUAAACCUGGUCUGAAGAAGUAUGCUUGUGACCUCACAGUCGACAUGAACACCGUGCACAGGAAACUGAAACUGUCCAAUGACAACAGGACAACAACGUCGGUGCUGGACACUCAGUCGUAUCCCGAUCAUCCUCACAGAUUCCACUCUUGGCCUCAGCUGCUCUGCAGCGACACUCUGAGCGCUCGCUGUUACUGGGAGGUGGAGUGGGCGGGGCGAGUGAAUGUGGCGGUGACAUACAAAGGACUGUGUCGGCGGGAAGAGAGCGCCGCCUCGCGGUUGGGACGAAACAACCAGUCCUGGAGUCUGAUCUGCUCCGAUGUGGACGGUUACUGUGUGUGGCACGAUCACAAGAGGCAGACGUGUCCUCUCCCACCCUCACCCUCUCACAAAGUAGCUGUGUAUUUGGACUGUCCUGCCGGGACUCUGUCCUUCUACAGCGUGUCUGGGGACGCGCUGAUCCACCUACACACCUUCAACACCAAGUUCACCGAGCCGCUCUACCCGGGGUUCGGGUUUGCGUACGAAUGGCCUGGUUCUUCUGUGACUCUGUGUUCAGUGUAGCAGGGAUCUACGUGACAUGUAUGUCACCGAGGUUUUCUGAUGUGGUUGUGUUUGUAAAAACCAGUUCAGGUGAAUCCACCAACAUGCUUUUAAUCCACAUGCAAGAAUGAAUAGCAGUUGGUGGUUUUUGUUCCUAUUGGUGUUUUUUGUAUAUAGAUAAAAACUGUGCUUCCAUUCAAUCAAAACCAAGGUAUUGACUUGUUUUCUUUUUUUGAUAUCGGAGAGUCUUUGGUACUUUUACGUUUCUCACACAACAGGACCGUGAUCAGGUGUUGGUGAUAAAUAGCUUUAUAAAUUGAAAGGUUGAAAUUAUAGUUUUUAUUUGGGUGAUACUGACUUCUUAUUAUCCAGUAGAGUGUCUGAU